GAGCAGUCGUGCAUUCCCCGCCUCGCCUCGGGUGUAGGGAUUGCAAAAAAACAAAACUACACUGUCAAGACUGUGUAGUUUUGUUUUUAUGAUUAGAGGCUCUACAAUUCUCAUGCUGGGAUUGUCUAAAAAAAUCUUACUCUGGAUAAGGACGUCGUUCAAGAAGAUUUCGUUGGGCUUAGCCCACUCUUACAGGCACUUUGAGAGAUCAGAGUGCCUGUAAAGAUGACGACAAAAGCACCAACAUUUACGCAGCCAUUACAAAGUGUUGUGGCACUGGAGGGUAGUGCCGCAACCUUUGAGGCUCAUAUUAGUGGUUUCCCAGUUCCUGAGGUGAGCUGGUAUCGGGAUGGCCAGGUUCUCUCUGCUGCUACUCUGCCUGGUGUGCAGAUCUCGUUUAGUGAUGGCCGCGCUAAACUGGUGAUCCCCGCCGUGACAGAAGCAAACAGUGGAAGAUACACCGUACAAGCCACCAAUGGAUCUGGGCAAGCAACUAGUACUGCUGAACUACUUGUCACAGCUGGAACAGCACCACCAAACUUCUCACAACGACUACAGAGCAUGACUGCAAGGCAGGGAAGUCAAGUUCGACUUGACGUGAGAGUGACUGGAAUCCCUACACCUGUGGUGAAGUUCUAUCGGGAUGGAGUAGAAAUCCAAAGCUCCCCCGAUUUUCAAAUUUUGCAAGAAGGAGACCUUUACAGCUUAAUAAUUGCAGAAGCAUAUCCUGAAGACUCCGGUACUUAUUCAGUAAAUGCUACAAAUAAUGUGGGACGUGCUACUUCAACAGCUGAAUUGCUAAUUCAAGGUGAGGAAGAAGCCGUUCCUGCUAAAAAGACAAAGACAAUUGUUUCGACUGCUCAGAUUUCACAAACAAGACAAGCCAGAAUUGAAAAGAAGAUUGAAGCCCACUUUGAUGCCAGAUCACUUACAAGUGUUGAAACAGUCAUAGAAGGUGUGACAGCCCAACAGCUCCCACACAAAGCACCUCCAAGAAUGCCUCCUAGACCUACAUCAAAAUCACCAACCCCACCAAUAAUUGCUGCAAAAGCACAAAUGGCACGACAGCAAUCACCAUCACCUGUUAGACAAUCACCAUCACCUGUAAGACAUGUCAGAGCACCAACACCCUCACCAGUAAGGUCAGUUUCCCCUGCUGGAAGAAUCUCCACCUCACCUAUUAGACCAGUGAAAUCUCCAUCUCCAAUCCGUAAAACACAUGUAGUGACAACAGCUGGGGCUGAAGUCCUUCCUCCUUGGAAGCAGGAAGGAUAUGCUGCAACCACAGAAGCCCAGAUGAAGGAAACAAGAGUAUCUACAAGCACUACCCAGAUAAGAACUGAAGAAAGAUGGGAGGGGAGAUACGGAGUCCAAGAACAAGUUACCAUUAGUGGUGCUGCUGCUAGUGAGGUUGCAGCCGGUGCUAGAGAGGUAAGAAAAGAACCAGAGAAAACUCCAGUACCCACAGUGAUAAUUGCCACAGACAAAGUCAAAGAACAAGAACAAAUAUCAAGAGCUAGAGAAGAAAUAUCUACCAGACACGAGCAAGUGCACAUUGCUCAUGAACAGACUGAAGCUGGAAAAAGGGCUGAAGCUGUAGCUACAGUUGUUGCAGCAGUUGAUCAGGCACGUGUUCGAUCACCCUGGGAACGAGAACAAGCAGAUGAAGCCUAUGUAAAGAAGAAAACUCUGGAAUAUGGCUAUAAAGAGCACACUGUAACAGACCGUGUUGCUGAGGCCCCAGCAGAACGUCAUGUUGUCACUAAAGAAGUUAAAACUGUCUAUGUUCCUCCUGAGAAACAUAUCUCAGCUGCUGAAAAGAAGGAAGUUCAUAUUUCAACAGAGGUAAAAAGAGCAACAGAAACUAAGACUGAGAAAACAAUUCAUGUUGAACAUCCGCGACCCCGCACAGCAAGUCCUCACUUCACAGUCUCCAAAAUCGCUGUUCCCAAACCAGAUCAUACAUAUGAGGUUUCAAUAGCUGGAUCUGCCAUGGCUACUCUGGAAAAAGAGCUAUCAGCUACUUCCGCUGCGCAAAAGAUCACCAAGCCUGUGAAACCACCUCAGCUAAAGCCACAUGAAGUCAGGAUAAAAGCAGAGCCAGUUGCCCCUCCACACUUUCCCUUUGGAGAGGCUGCUGAGACCUAUAAAAGUCGCUAUGAUGUUGAGACUAAAAAAGAGACAGGUGUAAGCAUUAAAGGUGAAGCAGUGAGGGAAGAACACUUGGUGUUGCGGAAAGAAGGUGAAGCAAAGGUGACAGAAACUGCCAGAGUUCCUGUGCCUGCCGAAAUCCCUGCUACUCCACCCACCUUAGUCUCAGGCCUCAAAAAUAAGACUGUGACUGAAGGUGAGUCUGUGACACUGGAGUGCCAUAUCUCUGGUCAUCCUCAGCCUACUGUGACAUGGUACAGGGAAGACUACAAGAUUGAGAGCUCAAUGGACUUCCAGAUCACUUUCAAAGCAGGGCUUGCUCGCCUUGUGAUUCGUGAAGCCUUUGCAGAAGACAGUGGAAGAUUUACCUGCACUGCUACCAAUAAGGCUGGGAGUGUCAGCACAUCUUGCCACUUACACGUGAAAGUUUCGGAAGAAAUUGAGACUCGAGAAACCAUUUCCGAGAAGGCUGUUACAGAAGAGAAACGCUACGUGGAGACAAAGGACAUUGUAAUGGAAGAUGUCUCUGCUGCAGCAGAGGAAGUAUCAGGAGAACCCAUACCUCCUUUCUUCAUAAGAAAACCCAUAGUACAUAAAUUAAUUGAAGGUGGGAGCAUUAUUUUUGAGUGCCAAGUAGGGGGCAACCCAAAGCCACAUGUCUACUGGAAAAAAGGUGGAGUUCCUUUAACGACUGGCUACAGAUACAAAGUGAGUUACAAAAGAGAAACCGGGGAAUGCAAACUUGAAAUUUCCAUGACUUUUGCCGACGAUGCCGGAGAAUACACUAUUGUUGUUCGUAAUAAACAUGGAGAAGCUUCUGCAACGGUCUCCUUACUAGAAGAAGCUGAUUAUGAAGCUUUCAUAAAAUCGCAACAAGAAAUGAUGUACCAAACUCAGGUGACUGCAUAUGUACAGGAACCUAAAGUGGCUGAGGUAGCCCCAGCUAUUUCAUAUGGUGACUUUGAAAAAGAAUAUGAAAAAGAACAAGCCCUAAUUAGGAAGAAAAUGGCAAAAGAUACAGUGGUGGUCAGAACUUUUGUAGAAGAUGAGGAAUUCCAUAUUUCUUCUUUUGAAGAAAGACUAAUCAAGGAAAUUGAACUCAGAAUUAUUAAGACCACCUUAGAUGAACUUCUUGAAGAAGACGGAGAGGAGAUGAUGGUUGAUAUUUCUGAAUCUGAAGCUAUAGAAGCAGGAUUUGAUUUAAGAUUAAAGAAUUACAGAACCUUUGAAGGCACAGGAGUUACUUUUCAUUGCAAGACGACUGGAUAUCCAUUGCCAAAGAUUGCAUGGUACAAAGAUGGUAAACGCAUAAGGCAUGGAGAGCGCUACCACAUGGAAGUUCUGCAAGAUGGCAGUGCCAGUCUGCGUUUGCCUGUUGUUUUACCUGAAGAUGAAGGAAUUUAUACUGUCUUUGCCAGUAAUAUGAAAGGAAAUGCCAUUUGCUCAGCAAAACUCUAUGUUGAGCCAGUUGCACCCACAGCAACUCCAGGGUAUAUGCCAGGACCAGAAGUUAUGAGAAGAUACAGGUCUAUUUCUCCACGGUCUCCAAGCCGGUCUCCUGCCCGCAGUUCUCCUUCUCGUUCUCCUGCCCGCAGACUAGAAGAAACUGAUGAAGGACAACUAGAGAGACUGUAUAAGCCAGUUUUUGUGCUGAAACCUACAUCGUUUAAAUGUUCACAGGGGCAGACAGCAAGAUUUGACUUAAAAGUUGUUGGCAGACCUAUGCCAGAGACAUACUGGUUCCAUAAUGGUCAACAAGUGGUUAAUGACUACACCCAUAAAAUAGUGAUUAAAGAAGAUGGCACCCAGUCAUUGAUCAUUGUUCCUGCUAUGCCUGAUGACUCUGGAGAAUGGGCUGUAAUUGCUCAGAAUAGGGCAGGCAAAGCUUCAGUCUCAAUGACACUGACUGUGGAAGCUAAGGAAGACCUAGUCAGACCACACUUUGUGGAAAGGCUGAAGAAUGUUAGUGUAAAGGAGGGCUCUAGAUUGGAGAUGGCAGUGAAAGCUACUGGUAACCCUAAUCCUGACAUUGUAUGGCUGAAGAACAGUGACAUCAUUGUACCUCAUAAAUACCCCAAAAUAAAGAUUGAGGGAACCAAAGGGGCAGCUGCCCUUAAAAUUGAAUCUACUGCCCGGCAAGAUGCUGCAUGGUAUACUGCUACUGCUAUCAAUAAAGCUGGGCGGGACACUACUCGGUGCAAAGUAAAUGUUGAGGUUGAACAUGCAGAACCUGAACCAGAAAGGAGAUUAAUCAUUCCAAAAGGAACUUACAAAGCCAAGGAGAUUGCAGCACCAGAGUUAGAGCCUCUCCAUUUGCGUUAUGGUCAAGAGCAAUGGGAGGAAGGAGAUCUCUAUGACAAAGAAAAACAACAGAAACCAUUUUUUAAGAAGAAGCUCACAUCUUUAAGGCUCAAGCAAUUUGGACCAGCACACUUUGAGUGCAGGCUUACACCAAUUGGUGACCCAACCAUGGUGGUGGAGUGGUUGCAUGAUGGUAAACCCUUGGAAGCAGCUAACAGACUCCGUAUGAUCAAUGAGUUUGGGUACUGUAGCCUAGACUAUGGAGUAGCCUAUUCCAGAGAUAGUGGAGUGAUCACUUGCAGAGCAACUAACAAAUACGGUACAGACCAUACAUCUGCUACUCUGAUUGUGAAGGAUGAAAAAAGCCUUGUGGAAGAAUCCCAGUUGCCAGAAGGCAGAAGGGGACUACAGCGAAUUGAAGAGUUAGAAAGAAUGGCCCAUGAGGGUGCUCUUCCUGCAGUUGCAGUGGACCAAAAGGAAAAACAAAAACCAGAAAUCGUUUUGGUUCCUGAACCUGCAAGAGUCCUGGAAGGUGAAACAGCACGAUUCCGCUGCCGUGUGACUGGCUAUCCUCUGCCCAAGGUCAACUGGUACCUCAAUGGACAGCUCAUCCGUAAGAGCAAAAGAUUUAGACUCCGUUACGAUGGAAUCUACUACCUGGAUAUUGUGGACUGCAAAUCAUAUGACACAGGAGAGGUGAAAGUAACUGCAGAGAAUCCAGAAGGCUUUAUUGAACAUAAGGUGAGGCUUGAGAUCCAGCAGAGGGAAGACUUCAGAUCUGUUCUUCGUCGUGCUCCUGAACCCAAACAUGAGCCUGUAAUGACAGAACCUGGAAAACUUCUCUUUGAGGUACAGAAGGUAGACAAACCUGCAGAGGCAACAACCAAAGAAGUGGUGAAACUGAAAAGGGCUGAAAGAAUCACUCAUGAGAAGCUUUCAGAGGAAUCUGAAGAGCUGCGUAGUAAAUUCAAGCGUAGGACAGAAGAGGGUUAUUAUGAAGCCAUCACUGCUGUAGAACUUAAGUCUCGCAAAAAAGACGAAUCAUAUGAGGAAAUGUUAAAAAAGACAAAAGAAGAACUUCUGCACUGGACCAAAGAGAUCCCAGAGGAAGAGAAGAAAGCACUUCCUCCUGAAGGCAAAAUCACCAUUCCAACUUUCAAACCAGAGAAGGUUGAGCUUAGUCCAAGCAUGGAGGCUCCCAAGAUAUUUGAACGAAUUCAAAGCCAGACUGUAGCCCAGGGGACAGAUGCACACUUCCGUGUGAGAGUGGUGGGAAAACCAGACCCUGAGUGCCAGUGGUUCAAAAAUGGUGUGCAGAUUGAAAGGACUGAUCGUGUGUAUUGGUACUGGCCUGAAGAUAAUGUUUGCGAAUUAGUCAUCAGAGAUGUGACUUCUGAUGAUUCUGCCAGCAUCAUGGUGAAAGCAGUCAAUAUAGCUGGUGAAACUUCUAGCCAUGCUUUCCUGUUAGUACAAGCCAAGCAGUUAAUCAGCUUCACCCAGAAGUUACAAGAUAUUGUUGCUAAAGAGAGAGACUCCAUGGCAACGUUUGAAUGUGAGACAUCAGAACCCUUUGUCAAAGUGAAAUGGUUUAAAGAUGGAAUUGAGAUUCACUCUGGAGAUAAAUACAGGAUGCACUCAGACAGAAAGGCUCAUUUUCUUUCUGUACUAGCAAUUGAAAUGUCUGAUGCUGAUGACUACAGCUGUGCACUGGUGGAAGAUGAAUCCAUAAAAACUACUGCAAAGCUUACUGUUGAAGGUGCUGUGGUUGAGUUUAUUAAAGAACUUGAGGAUGUUGAAGUACCAGAAUCCUUCUCAGGUGAACUUGAAUGCGAGGUUUCCCCAGAAGAUGUGGAGGGGAAAUGGUAUCAUGGCGAUGUUGAACUCACUUCUAAUCAUAAAUAUGUGAUUGCAUCCCGCCGUGGUCGUCAAAUCCUCACUAUUAAAGAUGUUAAUAAAGAUGAUCAAGGAGAGUAUAGCUUUGUUGUUGACGGAAAAAGGACUCAUUGCAAACUGAAGAUGAAGCCUCGUCCAAUGGUUAUUCUUCAAGGACUUACUGAUCAAAAAGUCUGUGAGGGAGAUAUUGUACAACUGGAAGUUAAAGUCUCCCUAGAAAAUGUGGAAGGUGUCUGGAUGAAAGAUGGUCAUGAAAUUCAAUCAAGUGAUCGUAUUCACAUUGUGUUGGAUAAACAGUCACACAUGUUGCUGAUAGAAGAUGCAACAAAGGAAGAUAGUGGAACUUACUCUUUCAGUGUUCCUGGUCUUGGACUCUCAACCACUGGACGGAUCACAGUGUACAGUGUGGAAAUAGUGGUACCUCUAAAAGAUGUUCAUGUAGUCGAAGGAACAAAAGCUAUUCUCGAAUGCAAAGUUUCAGCACCUGAUGUGUCUUCCUCCAAAUGGUACCUAAAUGAUCAUCAGAUAAAGCCUGAUGAACGUGUACAAGCUGUAUGUAAAGGCACUAAACAGAGGCUAGUGCUUACCAGAACCCAUGCUUCAGAUGAAGGACAUUAUAAGCUAAUGGUUGGCAAAGUUGAAACAAGUUGCAAUGUCACAGUUGAAAAAAUUUGGAUUAUUAGAGGUCUUCAUGACAUCACCUGCACUGAAACACAGAAUGUAUCCUUUGAGGUCGAGCUCUCCCAUUCAGGGAUUGAUGUAAUUUGGCAUUUCAAAGGCCAAGAGAUCAAGGCUGGUCCUAAAUAUAAAAUUGAAGCACAUGGCAAAACAUACAAAUUGACAGUGGUGAAGAUGAUGAAAGAUGAUGAAGGAGAAUAUGUAUUUUAUGCUGGAGAGAAGAAAACAUCUGGAAAGCUUAUAGUAGCAGGUGGUGCCAUUUCAAAGCCUCUCACUGACCUAACUGUGGCUGAGUCCCAGAAAGCUGUUUUUGAAUGUGAGGUGGCAAAUCCUGAAUCAGAUGGCCAGUGGCUAAAAAAUGGUAGACCAUUACCUCUGACAGAUCAGUACCGUGCUGAAUCUGAUGGUGUAAAGAGAAGGCUCAACAUCCCUGCCACGAAACUGGAUGAUAUGGGUGAAUAUAGCUAUGAAAUAGCAAGCUCAAAGACAUCUGCCAAACUGAAGGUUGAAGCUGUUAAGAUAAAGAAGACACUAAAGAACUUGACUGUGACAGAAACACAGGAGGCAGUUUUCAGUGUAGAACUGACCCACCCUGAUGUGAAAGGAGCUCUGUGGAUUAAAAAUGGUGUUGAACUUGAAUCAAAUGACAAAUAUGAAAUUUCAGUGAAAGGAACUGUUCACACACUGAAAAUCAAACACUGUGUUGUCACUGAUGAGUCUGUUUAUAGCUUUAAGCUUGGAAAGAUAGGAGCAAAUGCCAGACUUCAUGUGGAAACUGUCAAGAUCAUCAAAAAGCCGAAGGAUGUGACUGCUUUGGAAAAUGCUGUUGUCUCCUUUGAACUGAGCGUAUCCCAUGAUACUGUACCAGUCCGAUGGUUCCACAAAAAUGUUGAGCUUAAACAAAGUGAUAAAUACAAGAUGAUCUCUCAAAGGAAAGUUCACAAACUUAUGCUACAUAACAUAUCUCCUGCUGAUGCUGGGGAAUACACAGCUCUUGUUGGGCAAAUUGAGUGUAAAGCAAAACUGUUUGUGGAAACCAUACACAUCACAAAGACCAUGAAAAAUAUCGAGAUCCCUGAGACCAAAACUGCCUCUUUUCAAUGUGAAGUUUCUCAUUUCAAUGUGCCUGCUGUCUGGUUGAAAAAUGGUGUGGAAAUUGAAAUGAGUGAAAAGUUCAAAAUAGUGGUCCAGGGGAAACUCCAUCAGCUCAAUAUCAUGAACACAAGCAGUGAAGAUUCUGCAGAAUACACAUUUGUUUGUGGAAAUGACAGAGUCAGUGCAACUCUGACCGUAAAACCCAUCCUAAUUACCUCCAUGCUAAAAGACAUCAAUGCUGAAGAGAAAGAUACAAUAACAUUUGAAGUUACUGUUAACUAUGAAGGUAUCUCAUAUAAAUGGCUAAAGAAUGGGGUAGAAAUAAAAUCGACUGAUAAAUGCCAGAUACGAACAAAGAAGCUCACACACUCCCUCUCCAUAAGGAAUGUGCAUUUUGGUGAUGCUGCAGAAUACACUUUUGUUGCUGGAAAAGCAGCUUCAUCAGCCACUUUAUAUGUGGAAGCUCGUCACAUUGAAUUUAGGAAGCAUAUUAAAGACAUCAAAGUUGUGGAGAAGAGGAGGGCUAUUUUUGAAUGUGAAAUUUCAGAACCUGACAUUCAGGUCCAGUGGAUGAAGGAUGGACAAGAACUCCAGAUUGGUGACAGGAUGAAAAUUCAGAGAGAGAAAUAUGUCCAUCGUCUCAUCAUUCCUUCCACAAGAAUGUCUGAUGCUGGUCAAUACACUGUAGUAGCAGGUGGAAACACAUCCAGUGCCAAUUUGAUAGUGGAAGGCCGUGACAUUCGUAUCAGAAGCAUCCGUAAAGAUAUUCAGGUCAUUCAGAGACAAAGAGCUGAAAUUGAAUUUGAAGUCAAUGAAGAUGACAUUGAACCACAGUGGUACAAGGACGGUAUUGAGAUUAACUUCCAAUAUGAGGAAAGAUAUAGUUAUGUGGUGGAAAGGAGAGUUCAUCGAAUGAGCAUCUUUGAAACCACUUACUCUGAUGCUGGAGAAUAUACUUUUGUUGCAGGACGGAAUAGGAGUUCUGUUGUUCUCUAUGUGAAUGCUCCAGAGCCACCCCAGAUUAUUCAGGAGCUAGAGCCAACCACUGUGGAGUCUGGCAAACCUGCCCGCUUCUGUGCUAUGAUAUCAGGCAAACCACAGCCCAAAAUUUCCUGGUACAAAGAUGAUCAACAGCUUUCUCCAGGUUUCAAGUGCAAAUUUCUUCAUGACGCACAAGAAUAUACUCUAUUGCUGAUUGAAACGUUCCCUGAAGAUGCAGCAGUGUACACUUGUGAAGCAAAAAAUGACUACGGAGUUGCUACAACUUCAGCUUCACUUUCAGUGGAAAUCCCAGAAGUUGUUUCUCCUGAGGUAGAAGUGCCAGUGUAUCCACCUGCUGUCAUAAUACCACUACGUGAUGCUGUUACAUCUGAAGGACAGUCUGCUCGUUUUCAGUGCAGAGUUACAGGGUCAGAUCUGAAAGUCUCCUGGUACAGCAAAGAGAGAGAGAUCAAGCCAUCGCGGUUUUUUAGAAUGACUCAGUUUGAAGACACUUACCAGCUGGAGAUUGCUGAAGCUUAUCCAGAGGAUGAAGGAAUCUAUACCUUUGUGGCUAGUAAUUCUGUAGGCCAAGUGACAAGCACUGCUACCUUGAAGUUAGAAGCUCCUGAAAAAAUUAUUCAUGAGAAGCUAGAGGAAGAGAUUGAAAUGGAAGUGAAAGUUGCACCGAUCCUGAGGAGAAGGCUCGAACCGCUGGAGGUGGCUGUAAAUCACGUGGCCAAGUUUACCUGUGAGGUAGAGACUGCUCCCAAUGUAAGGUUCCAGUGGUACAAAGCUGGCCGAGAGAUAUAUGAUGGGGACAAAUACUCCAUUCGCACCUCCAACUACCUCUCCACGCUGGAGAUCCCAAGGCCUCAGGUUGUUGACUAUGGAGAGUAUAGCUGUAAGGCUUCCAACCAGCAUGGCAGUGUAAGCUCUACAGCCCUUUUAACAGUAACUGAACCACCAAGGUUUAUUAAGAAACUAGACUCCUCCAGACUUGUGAAACAGCAUGAUUCCACAAAGUAUGAAUGCAAAAUAGGUGGAUCCCCAGAAAUCAAAGUUGCCUGGUACAAAGGUGAAACCAAGAUCCAUCCCAGUGAAAAAUACAGAAUGUCCUUUGUGGAUUCAGUGGCAGUCAUUGAAAUGCACAACCUCAGUGUUGAAGACAGCGGUGACUACACUUGUGAAGCUCAGAAUCCAGCGGGUAGUGCAAGCACCAGUACCUCACUGAAAGUAAAAGCACCCCCCAUUUUUACCAAGAAGCCCCAUCCAGUCCAGACCUUGAAAGGGUCUGAUAUUCACCUGGAAUGUGAGCUCCAGGGCACUCCUCCAUUCCAGAUUUCAUGGUAUAAAGACAAACGAGAAAUUCGGAGCAGCAAGAAAUAUAAGGUCAUGUCCGAGAACUACCUGGCUAGUAUUCACAUUCUCAGUGUGGAUACUGCAGAUGUUGGUGAAUAUCAUUGUAAAGCUGUAAAUGAUGUGGGAAGUGACUCCUGUAGUGGCUCUGUAACACUAAGAGCACCACCAACCUUUGUGAAGAAGCUGAGUGAUCUCACUGUCGUAGUUGGGGAGUCAAUUGAACUGCAGGCUGCAGUAGAAGGAUCACAGCCCAUUUCUGUUCUGUGGUUAAAAGACAAAGGGGAAAUCAUUAGAGAAAGUGAAAAUCUUUGGAUGUCCUAUUCAGAAAACAUUGCAACUAUGCGGAUUGGAAAUGCAGAACCAGCCAAUGCUGGGAAAUACAUCUGUCAGAUAAAAAAUGAUGCUGGAGUUCAAGAAUGUUUUGCCACACUGACAGUGCUAGAACCUGCAGUCAUUGUAGAGAAGCCAGGCCCAGUCAAAGUUACAGCUGGAGACUCUUGUACUCUGGAAUGCACAGUAGACGGCACACCAGAGCUUACUGCUAGGUGGUUUAAGGAUGGAAAUGAACUGUCCACUGACCAUAAACAUAAAAUCAGUUUCUUCAACAAAGUAUCUGGGCUCAAGAUCCUCAAUGCAGGACUAGAAGACAGUGGAGAAUAUACUUUUGAGGUGAAAAACAGUGUUGGUAAAAGCAGUUGCACAGCUUCAGUGCAUGUUUCAGAUCGUAUUAUACCUCCUUCUUUCACAAGAAAACUGAAAGAAACAUAUGGUCAGCUGGGUUCUUCUGCUGUACUGGAGUGCAAAGUUUAUGGGUCACCACCUAUUCUGGUUUCCUGGUUUCAUGAUGGGCAGGAGAUUACCAGUGGAGACAAGUAUCAGGCUACUCUUACAGACAAUACCUGUUCUCUGAAAGUGAAUGGACUUCAGGAAUCUGAUAUGGGAACUUAUUUGUGCACAGCUACUAAUGUAGCUGGGUCUGAUGAGUGCAGCGCAUUUUUGAAUGUUAGAGAACCACCAUCUUUUGUGAAGAAGCCUGAACCACUGAAUGUUUUAUCUGGGGCAAACAUAACCUUUACCAGUAUCAUAAAAGGCUCCUCUCCAUUGGAAGUUAAAUGGUUUAGAGGUAGUGUUGAGCUAGUACCAGGACACAGAUGCAAUAUCACCUUGCAAGAUUCAAUUGCAGAACUGGAGCUGUUUGAUGUAGAUCCACUUCAGAGUGGAGACUACACCUGCCAGGUCUCUAAUGAGGCAGGGAAGAUUUCUUGCACAACACAUCUUUUUGUCAAAGAACCAGCCAAAUUUGUGAAGAAGAUGAAUGAUUUAAGUGUAGAGAAAGGGAAAAGUUUAAUCUUGGAAUGCACAUAUACGGGUACUCUACCAAUUUCAGUGACAUGGAAGAAAAAUGGAGUAAAAAUAACACACUCUGAAAAGUAUAGCAUCACCACUACAGAAAAAUCUGCCAUACUGGAAAUCCCUAAUAGCAAACUAGAAGAUCAGGGGCAAUAUUCUUGUCAUAUUGAAAAUGAUUCUGGACAAGAUAAUUGUCAUGGUGCAAUCACAAUACUAGAACCACCUUACUUCAUUACACCCUUGGAGCCAGUGAAGGUGACUGUUGGGGAUUCUGCAUCCUUACAGUGCGAGGUUGCUGGAACACCAGAAAUGAUUGUGUCAUGGUACAAGGGCGAUACAAAGCUGAGAGGAACUGCUACUGUGAAAAUGCACUUUAAGAACCAAGUUGCCACUCUGGUUUUCAGCCAGGUAGACAGUAGUGACAGUGGGGAGUACAUCUGCAAAGUAGAAAACACUGUUGGGGAGGCUGCUUCAUCAUCUUUGCUGACAGUUCAAGAGUGUAAACUUCCUCCUUCUUUUACACGAAAAUUAAGAGAUGUUCAUGAAACUGUUGGCUUACCAGUUACAUUUGAUUGUGGCAUUGCUGGUUCAGAACCUAUUGAAGUAUCUUGGUUUAAAGAUGGUGUACAUGUAAAAGAGGACUACAAUGUUCACACAUCCUUCGUCGAUAAUGUAGCAACUCUCCGGAUUUUGAAGACAGAUAGGAGCCUUAUUGGACAAUAUACCUGCACGGCUACCAAUGCAAUUGGGACUGCUUCUUGUAGUGGCAGACUUGUCCUUACAGAAGGGAAGACUGCUCCAUUCUUUGACAUCCCAAUUGCACCUGUGGAUGGUAUUAUUGGAGAAAGUGCUGACUUUGAGUGCCACAUUUGUGGAACACAGCCUAUUAGAGUCGCUUGGGCAAAAGACAACCAAGAGAUUAGAACAGGAAGGAACUACCAGAUCAGUUAUGUUGACAACACAGCCCACUUGACCAUCUUGAGAGUUGACAGGGGAGACUCUGGAAAGUAUACAUGCUAUGCUAGCAAUGAAGUUGGAAAGGACUCUUGCACAGCUCAACUGACUGUUAAAGAACCAAAAACUCCACCUACUUUUACUAAGAAACUGUCUGAAGCAGUAGAAGAAACAGAAGGGAAUGAACUUAAACUUGAGGGCCGUGUUUCUGGAUCUCAGCCUUUGACUGUUGCUUGGUAUAAAAACAAUCAGGAAGUUCAUUCAAGCCCUCAUUGUGAAAUAUCUUUCAAAAACAAUACCUUACUUUUGCAUAUAAAGAGCAUAGAGCAAUCAGAUGCUGGUUUAUAUACCUGUAAAGUAUCCAAUGAAGCAGGAAGCGUGUUGUGUACAUCUUCUGUUGUUGUCAGAGAACCAAAAAAGCCUCCAGUUUUUGACCAGCCUCUUCAGCCAGCAGCAGCAGAGGAAGGUGACACCCUACAGCUCAGCUGCCACGUCCAAGGAUCGCAGCCAAUCCGGAUUCAGUGGCUGAAGGCAGGGAGAGAAAUAAGAGCUUCAGACAGAUGCAACUUCAGCUUUGCUAAUGGAGUAGCUCUUCUGGAACUUGCUGCAGUUACCAAAUCUGAUUCAGGAGAAUAUGUAUGCAAAGCUUCAAAUGCAGCUGGCAGUGAUACUUGCAAAUCUAAAGUAACAGUUAAAGAAAAACCAGCAGCUGCACCAGCAGCUAAGAAAGCAGAAUUGGAAGGAAAACUUUAUUUUGUGACAGAGCCUCAGAGUAUCAAAGUUAUGGAAAAGACUGUUGCAAGAUUUAUUGCAAAAGUUGGAGGAGACCCAAUUCCAAAUGUUAAAUGGAUGAAGGGAAAAUGGAGGCAACUCAACCAGGGAGGUCGCAUUAUAAUCCAGCAGAGAGGAGAUGAAGCCAAACUAGAAAUAAAGGAUGCAAUAAAAACUGAUUCUGGCAUGUAUAAAUGUGUAGCUUUUAACCAACAUGGUGAAAUUGAGAGGAGUGUAAACCUACAAGUUGAAGAAAGAAAGAAAGAAGUUGUUGAAGGGGAUCUCAGGGCAAAACUAAAAAGCACUCCAACAAAAAGGAAGGAAGAAGAGGAAGAGGAACCUAUUGAUAUCUUGGAACUUCUCAAAAAUGUAGACCCCAAGGAAUAUGAGAAAUAUGCUCGUAUGUAUGGAAUUACAGAUUUCCGUGGCCUCCUGCAAGCCUUUGAGCUACUGAAGCAAACCCAAGCAGAAGAAAGCCAUAGAUUGGAAAUUGAGCUCACAGAAAAAGCUCGAAGAGAAGAUCAGGAGUUUGAUGAACUUGUAGCUUUUAUUCAGCAACGACUCUCACAGACAGAGCCUAUUACUCUGAUCAGAGACAUUGAAAAUCAGACAGUUUUAACAGAUGAGGAUGCUGUCUUUGAAUGUGAGAUUAAAAUUAACUAUCCGGAAAUUAAACUUUCAUGGUACAAGGGAACCCAGAAACUGGACUCCAAUGACAAAUAUGAAAUUAGAAUUGAAGGUGAUCGCCACAUACUGAGAAUCAGGAACUGCCAACUUGAAGAUCAGGGAAAUUUCAGAAUAGUGUGUGGACCACACAUUGCCAGUGCCAGGCUAACUGUGAUCGAACCUGCAGUUGAACGGCAUCUUCAUGACACUACUUUCAAGGAAGGAAACACAUGCACGCUGUCUUGUCAGUUCUCUAUCCCAAAUGCCAAAUCUCAGUGGUAUAGAAAUGGGAGACCCAUUAAGAUAGGAGGGAGAUAUUCAACACAAGUCUCUGACAAAGUACACAAACUCAUCAUCAAGGAUGUUAGAACAGAAGACCAGGGACAGUAUACCUGCAAGCUUGACAAUCUAGAAACAACUGCAGAUCUGGCGAUUGAAGCGGAACCAAUUCAGUUCACAAAGAGCAUACAGAACAUUGUAGUGAGUGAACACCAGUCCGCAACAUUUGAGUGUGAGGUGUCUUUUGACGAUGCAAUUGUGACAUGGUAUAAAGGCCCGACUGAACUGAGAGAGAGUCCCAAGUACAGCUUCAGAAGUGAAGGGCGCUGUCAUUAUAUGACUAUUCACAAUGUUACUGCAGAAGAUGAAGGUGUAUAUUCUGUAAUUGCUCGCCUUGAACCAAGAGGAGAAGCAAGAAGCACUGCAGAGCUCUACCUGGUAACCAAAGAAAUCAAACUGGAGUUGAAGCCACCAGAUGUUCCUGAUGCCAAGGUUGCAGUUCCACCUCAAAAACCAGCUGAAGCUGCCCCUAUUCCUAUUCUUCUCCCUCUUGUUCCACCACCAGAGGAGAAAAAGCCAGCAGAGAAAAAGGUUCCAGUAAAGAAAGUCUCCAAAAAGGUGGCUAAAAAAGGUCCUGAAGAAGUCUUGCCACCUAAAGUUCCUGAGGUGCUACCAGAGAAGCCCAAAGAGAUCAAAAUAACAUCCAUGGCAAGGAGAGAAGAGAUUCAUGAAGAAAAGAAGGAAAUAUAUGAAAAGCCCAAAGAAACUUAUGAAGAAUGGGAAGAAGAUUACGGGGAAGACCAUGACUAUUAUGUCAAGGAAGAAGGCUAUGAUGAAGGGGAAGAGGAAUGGGAAGAAGAUUAUGAGAAAAGAGAAGUUACUUAUGAAGAAAAACGAGUAAUUCAUGAAGAAGUGGUUGAAGUUCCUAAGAAGCCUGUGCCUGAGCGAAAACCACCAGCAAUUACAGCUGAAAGGAAGGAAAAGAAAGAAGUAACAGUUCGUAAAGUGCCAGAGGUGCCCAAGAAAAUUCCAGAAGAGAAAGUACCCAUUGCUGUGCCUAGAAAACCGGAACCACCACCAGCCAAAGUGCCUGAAGCACCCAAGGAAGUAGUUGUAGAAGAGAAAAUCAAAGUUGCUGUGCCUAAAAAGCCAGAAGUACCACGAGUUACAGUGCCUGAGGUACCAAAGAAAGUGGUCCCAGAAGAGGUUUCAGUUAAAGUGCCAAAGAAACCAGAACCUCCACCAACUAAAGUGCCUGAAGUGCCCAAGAAAGUGGUUUCAGAAGAAAAAGUACACAUUGAAGUUCCUAAAAAACCAGAACGUCCGCCACCUAAAGUAAAACAAAUAAAUAUCUUUAAAGAACCUGAGGUGGUGAAGAAAGUUGUUCCAGAAAAGAAAAUACCUGUGGCUAAAAUACCAGAACCUGAGGUUGUGCCUGAAGAACCAGAACCUGUGGUUGUCCCAGAACCAGAGGCUGCACCUGAGGAAUCAGAACCUCUACCAGAGAAAGUUGUUAAAUUUAGAACUAACAUCUUUUAUGUACGUGAAGCGGCCAAGACAACUUUCCCAGAAAAGAAAGUACCUGCUCCAGUUUCCCAAAAACCAAAGCCCAUUGCAGGACCCCCAAAAGCAAAGCCUCAAGAAGUAGAACCUCAAGAACCGGAACCUGCUAGAGUCGCACGAAAACAAAAGCCUGUUGUGGCACCCCAAAAACUAGAGCAUGUUGUGGCAACUGAGGAGCCCAAGACUGUUUUGGCACCCCAAAAACCAGAAUCUGUUGUGGCAUCCCAAAAACCAGAGUGUGUUGUGGUGCCUGAGAAACCAGAGCUUGUUGUGGCACCUGAGGAACCCAAGCCUGAUGUGGCAUCCCAAAAACUAAAGCAUGGUGUGAUGCCCCCAAAACAAAAGCCUGUUGUUGAAACCCAAAAACCAGAGCGUGUUGUGGUGCCUGAGAAACCAGAGUUUGUUGUGGUACCUGAGGAACCCAAGCUUGAUUUGCCACCCCAAAAGCUAAAGCAUGGUGUUAUGCCCUCAAAACAAAAGCCUAUUGUGGAACCCCAAAAACCAGAGCCAUUCAUGGCCCCUGAGGAACCUGAGCUCAUUGUGGUACCUGAGGAGUCAGAGACAGUUGCAUCAACCCAAAAAUCAGAGCGUGUUGUGGAGCCUGAGAAACCAGAGGUUGUUGUGGUACCUGAGGAGUCAGAGACAGUUGCAUCAACCCAAAAAUCAGAGCGUGUUGUGGUGCCCCCCAAAACAAAACCUUUUGUGCCACCCCAAAAAACAGAGCUGCUUGUAGCACCUGAAGAAACAGAGUUUGUUGCAGAUUUCCAGAAAUCAAUGCCUAUUGCAGUGUCCAGAAAAUCAAAGCCUGUUGUGGCACCCUGCAAGCCAGAACCUGUCACAGUGCCUGAGGAACCAGAACCAAUUUUAGCACCCCAAAAACUAGAGAUUUCUAUGGCACUUCAAAAACCAAAGCCUGAAGUGGCAUCUGAAGAACCAGAGCCUGUUUUGGCACCUGAGGAACCAUCACCAGCCAAGCUGGCCGAAAAGCAAGAGAGUGUUGCCAUACCUAAAAAACAAGCAGCUCCACGGUCUAAAGAUACUAAUAUCUUUAAAGAGCCUGAAAUGCCCAAAAAGGCUGUCCCAGAAGAGAAAAUUCCUGUAGCUGUUCCUGAAAAAUCAGAAGCUCCAUCAGCCAGAAUGCCUGAGAUGCCUGAGAAGCCUGUCCCAGAGGAGAAAGUGCCCAUUGCUGUACCUAAAAAACCAGGAGCUCCACUUGCUAAAGUGCCCACAAAACUAAAAUAUACUAAUAUCUUUGAAGUGCCCAAGGUGCCCAAGAAAGGUGUCCUGGAAGAGUCCAUACCUGUAACUGUGCCAAAAAAGCCAGAACCUGCACCAGUUCGAG
Messenger RNA from Pelecanus crispus (Dalmatian pelican), 17383 nucleotides. Lineage: Eukaryota; Metazoa; Chordata; Aves; Pelecaniformes; Pelecanidae. The record is from RefSeq and is a predicted model, not a curated record.